Gossypium raimondii (Peruvian cotton) is the source of this 1155-nucleotide messenger RNA. Its product is annotated as protein PHOTOPERIOD-INDEPENDENT EARLY FLOWERING 1. Bases 142 to 975 code for a protein of 277 amino acids. The record is from RefSeq and is a predicted model, not a curated record. Gene Ontology annotation, cellular component: Swr1 complex. The transcript has 3 exons. Gene Ontology annotation, molecular function: histone binding; ATP-dependent chromatin remodeler activity; ATP binding. NCBI's taxonomy places the organism in Eukaryota, Viridiplantae, Streptophyta, Magnoliopsida, Malvales, Malvaceae.
UGAUUUUACCCUUACUGGAGAAGAGACGGUACAUCAUAUGGAUGAUGAGACAACACUGUUGGAGGAGGAGGAACUAGCAAAAGCAGAUUCUAGCAAUCCCAUAGAUGAGGUAAUGGGAUACUCAAUUUGGCAUAUAUAUAUAUGUAUCAAUUUCCUGAGUUUAUGGUUAAAAUUUCUUCAGCUGUUUGCAUCAACACUUUGGCUGUAGAAGUUUCUUGUCCUAUUUCUAUGCUGUUAAACAUUGCAGCUCUUAUGCAAAUUGCCUUACUGCAAAAGAAGAGUGAAAUUCCUGUGGAAGAAUUGCUUCGAAGGUAUAAAGAGGACUUCAGUGCUGAUGGUGCGUCCGGAGAUGAAUCAGACUAUGCCUCAGCUUUUUCAGAGGACAUCUUGGAUUCUUCAACAAUGCAUCAAAAUCUUGAAGCAAAGAAGGAGGGUGUUUCUAAGGAUGAAAAUCCUGAAUCCAGUGCUCCCCAGGGAGUUGAACAUCCUCCCGCAGAAAAGGAGGCAGCAAGCCCUGAUAGAAAGUCAGAAGAUGGAAUCAAAAGUGAGAAUAGAAUUGCUGAUACUGCUGUUGCUGCGAGAUCAGCACAACCAACAGGCAAUACAUUCUUAACUACUACUGUUCGUACAAAUUUCCCUUUUCUUUUCAAACACCCCCUUCGCGAAUAUCAGCAUAUUGGAUUGGACAGGCUUCUUACUAUGUAUGAGAAAGGGUUAAAUGGACUAUUAGCUGAUGAAAUGGGGCUUGGAAAGACAAUCAUGACAAUUGCUCUUCUUGCACAUCUAGCUUGUGAAAAGGGAAUAUGGGGUCCUCCUCUCAUUGUGGUUCUUACAAGUGUCAUGCUCAAUUGGGAAACUGAGUUUCUUCGAUGGUGUCCUGCCUUCAAAAUUCGAACAUACUUUGGAAGUGCCAAAGAGCGCAAAUUGAAGAGGCAAGCCUGGUUGAAACCAAAACCUCAUUCCAUGUAUGCAUAACUACUUACAGACUGGAUAAAAAAAAUGGGUGCCAGGCUCGAGCUUAGGAUUUUUUCCCGGGCUCGGCUUGGACAAAUUUUUAGGCUUAUAUUUUGAGCUGGACCGGGCCCAAGCCUAGAAAAUAGGCCUAAAAUUUUUUGAGCCUGGCCCGAACCCGGCCCAUUAUCACCUCUAUAUACU